AUUGUUUCUUUCGUUUUGCCCAAGAAAUAAAAAACCGCUCAUGUGACCUAACUCCCUCACCACGCACCUACUCUUCCUUUAUAUGACCCUCAAUUAGCAGCCACUCUCCUCACUAAAUUUCUCUGUUUAAGCUUAUCCCUCAAAUCUCCCCUCUUAAUUCAAAAUCUCCCCUCUGUUUCCCGGUACUAUCAACAACAAUGGCAUGCGAUAAGAAGAUUAAGAUCGGUAUCAACGGAUUUGGAAGGAUCGGUCGUUUGGUUGCUAGAGUUGCUCUUCAAAGAGAUGACGUGGAACUUGUUGCUGUUAAUGAUCCUUUUAUCACUACUGACUACAUGGUUUUUUUUUUUUUAUAUGAUACAGUUCACGGUCGCUGGAAGCAUAGUGAGCUCAAGGUUAAGGAUGAGAAGACCCUUCUCUUUGGUGAGAAGGCUGUCGCUGUUUUUGGCAUCAGGAACCCAGAGGAGAUCCCAUGGGCUCAAGCUGGUGCUGAGUUUGUCGUUGAGUCCACUGGAGUUUUCACAGACAAGGACAAGGCUGCUGCUCACUUGAAGGGUGGUGCCAAGAAGGUUGUUAUCUCCGCCCCAAGCAAAGAUGCACCAAUGUUUGUUGUGGGUGUAAAUGAGAAGCAGUACACUCCAGAUCUUGACAUUGUUUCCAAUGCUAGCUGCACUACCAACUGUCUUGCCCCCUUGGCCAAGGUUAUCCAUGACAGGUUUGGAAUUGUAGAGGGUCUUAUGACUACAGUUCACGCGAUUACUGCCACUCAGAAAACUGUUGAUGGUCCAUCAAUGAAGGACUGGAGAGGUGGAAGGGCUGCUUCCUUCAAUAUCAUUCCUAGCAGCACUGGGGCUGCCAAGGCUGUUGGAAAGGUUUUGCCAGCACUUAAUGGAAAAUUGACUGGAAUGUCCUUCCGUGUUCCUACUGUGGAUGUCUCUGUUGUUGACCUCACUGUCAGGCUUGAGAAGAAGGCAACAUACGAGGCUAUCAAAUCUGCUAUCAAGGAGGAGUCUGAGAAUAACCUCAAGGGUAUUCUGGGUUACGUUGAAGAGGAUAUGGUGUCUACUGACUUCAUUGGUGACAGCAGGUCAAGCAUAUUCGAUGCCAAGGCUGGAAUUGCUUUGAACGAUAACUUCGUCAAACUUGUCUCUUGGUAUGACAAUGAAUGGGGCUACAGUUCACGCGUGAUUGACUUGAUAGCUCACAUGGCCAAGACUCAAGCUUGAAGCUGAAGCUGAAGCAUGGAUGAUGAGUUGA
Messenger RNA from Populus euphratica (Euphrates poplar), 1254 nucleotides. Its product is annotated as glyceraldehyde-3-phosphate dehydrogenase GAPC1, cytosolic-like. The record is from RefSeq and is a predicted model, not a curated record. Gene Ontology annotation, cellular component: cytosol. Bases 198 to 1223 code for a protein of 341 amino acids. NCBI's taxonomy places the organism in Eukaryota, Viridiplantae, Streptophyta, Magnoliopsida, Malpighiales, Salicaceae. The transcript has 12 exons. Gene Ontology annotation, molecular function: NADP binding; NAD binding; glyceraldehyde-3-phosphate dehydrogenase (NAD+) (phosphorylating) activity. Gene Ontology annotation, biological process: glucose metabolic process; glycolytic process.